GUCGGAGCGUCACCGUCGUUCGAUUUCUGUCGAAGGCAGGAAGAGAUAGCUUUGGUCGCCUGCUCCGAUCUAGGGUUAGGGUUAAGGGAAUUUUUGGGUCGAUUUCAGGUUGGAGAGGAAUCGGAGAUGCCGCAGCGUCACUCGAAGAACAACAACGACCUCGCCUUCUUCACCUACGAGGAGAAGCGCAAGCUAGGGUACGGCACGCAGCGGGAGCGGCUCGGCAGGGACUCCAUCAAGCCCUUCGACGCCUGCUGCCUCUGCCUCAAGCCCCUUGUUGACCCCCUAUGCUGCCAGAAGGGCCACGUCUUCUGCAAGGAGUGCAUCCUCGAGUGCCUCCUCGCUCAGAAGAAAGACAUUAAACGGAAGCUAGCUGCACAUGCUGCUCAACAGAAGCAAGAGAAAGAGGAAGAAGAGGAGAAGCUAAUGUCGCAAAAGGCUCGAGAACUUGAUGCUUUUGACCAGCAAAACCAUGGGGCUGUCCCUCAGUACAGUGACAGGAGUCAGGUACGUGACAAGAAUGGUUUCCAUGGAGCAAACAGUGUGAAGGUAACUUCAUACGAAGAAGAGGCUCUUCGCAACAUGAAGGCCUUUUGGCUUCCAUCUGCGACCCCUGAUGCUCCAGUCAAGGUGGCGGCUCCAUCGAUCGAUACAAUCUGUCCAGAAGGCAAGGAGAAGCUCAAGCUGAAAUCUCUAUUCCCAAUCUGCUUCACUGAAGAGAGCAAUGAACAGAAGAACAAAUCCAAGGCUCUAGAAAUCAGUUACAUAUGCCCGAGCUGCAAGGUCACACUCACAAACACCCUUUCCCUCGUGGCCAUGAGCACAUGUGGUCAUGUAUUCUGCAAGAAGUGCUCCGAUAAGUUCUUAGCUGCUGAUAAAGUUUGUCUAGUCUGCAACAAGGGAUGCAAGGAGAGGAACCUGGUUUGCUUGGCGAAGGGAGGGACAGGAUUCGCCGGACAUGGGAAUCACUUGGAGGCAACAGAGUUUAAGCAUUUGGGCAGCGGUACCGGGUUGGGAUUGUGGAAGCCAGCCACGAAAUCUUGAAGAUGAGAAAGAAUUUGCAUCCAAGUUAUUUAGUAGCUUUUGCUUGUUGGUGUUACUUGUAUUGAGUUACACAAAAAGUGUAUGGCAAUGUAUGUGACAGAGCUUAGAGUGCUAAUGACUUGCAAAUAUGCUUUAAUGAUGAACUCGUUUUCUGGGUUGA
Messenger RNA from Musa acuminata AAA Group (dessert banana), 1204 nucleotides. RefSeq names its product E3 ubiquitin-protein ligase CSU1. The record is from RefSeq and is a predicted model, not a curated record. Bases 127 to 1044 code for a protein of 305 amino acids. Gene Ontology annotation, cellular component: nucleus. Gene Ontology annotation, molecular function: ubiquitin protein ligase activity. The transcript is spliced from 2 exons. Lineage: Eukaryota; Viridiplantae; Streptophyta; Magnoliopsida; Zingiberales; Musaceae.